AUGGAGACGAGUGGAAGAGUAAUGGUGAAGAGAAUGGAGAACGAGAAAAGAAGAGAAAGAAGGAAAGAACAGGAGGAAGAAUGGGAUAAGCCAAAUUCAAAUGAUGACAUCGAGAACGAUAUUGAGGAUGACAUAAAGAAUAAUAUAUCUCAUCAUGGAGUACAUGGAAGUGCUGUUAGAUCAGAACAAGGAAAUGUUGGAUAUGUGGCAUUGGUUGUUACUAUAUUUAUGUUGGUGCUAUGGUGA
This is a messenger RNA of Diversispora eburnea, 246 nucleotides long. NCBI's taxonomy places the organism in Eukaryota, Fungi, Glomeromycota, Glomeromycetes, Diversisporales, Diversisporaceae. The record is from the annotation of a GenBank genome assembly.